UGCAACUUCAUUUGCUGAGAGCAUAGGUGUGUCGGGAGGUGUGUCAGUGUAUCUGUCAGUCACGCCGUCAUUUCCUCCAACAGCCAGUGUUCCUUGUCUUGAGCUAGUUUGUGUUCUGUGAAAACGGGGACAAACAAGGACGUGCAGAAAUCAGCGGGUCGUUUUUGAUUUGCGAGUGCUUGCUGUCUAUUCCAAACUCUACUAUGGUAUCGAUGGCAAAUUGAACGAGGGCAGCUGACAUGAAUAAGUCUCAUGAGUGAUCCUCUGCCAGGCUUGGUCCGCCAGCAUGGUAGACACACAGAGCCAGUUCUGCCCACCAUCCCCCUUGGAGAACACUGACCUUGGGAGCCCGCUGUGUGCGGACUUCAUCCAGGACAUGAAGGACAUCCAGGACAUCUCGCAGUCUAUUGUGGAUGACAGUAUGGGCGUGUUCGAAGUUCCCGAGUACCAGUCUUCAGGGAGAGGGUCAGGGUCUGAAGGCUCAUCAGUAUUAGAUUCCCUGACGCCAGCAUCCAGUCCGUCCUCUAUGAUCUUCUCAGGGGCUCAAGCAGGCCUGGACGAGCUGUCCUCUGCCGCCCUCAAUCUGGAGUGCAGGGUCUGUGGGGACAAAGCGUCGGGCUACCACUAUGGAGUGCAUGCGUGUGAGGGCUGUAAGGGGUUCUUCAGGAGGACAAUACGCCUGAAACUGGAGUACGAUAAAUGUGAUCGUAACUGUAAAAUUCAGAAAAAGAACCGUAACAAGUGCCAAUACUGCCGAUUCCAAAAGUGCCUGUCGGUGGGGAUGUCACACAACGCAAUUCGUUUUGGCCGGAUGCCCCAGUCUGAAAAGAUGAAGCUGAAAGCAGAGAUCCUGACAUGUGAGAGGGAGGUCGAGAAUUCACAGCUGGCCGACCAGAAAACCCUCGCCAAGCAAAUUUACGAAGCAUACCUGAAAAACUUCAACAUGAACAAAACAAAGGCACGAGCCAUCUUGAUCGGCAAGGCCAGCACCCCACCCUUUGUUAUUCAUGACAUGGAAACCUUGCGUCUUGCAGAGAAGACCCUGGUAGCCAAAAUGGUGGCCAAUGGGAUCCAGAACAAGGAGGCAGAGGUGAGAAUUUUCCACUGCUGCCAGUGCACCUCAGUAGAAACUGUGACAGAACUGACCGAGUUUGCAAAGUCAGUCCCAGGCUUUGUGAACCUUGACCUCAAUGACCAGGUCACCCUGCUGAAAUAUGGAGUUUAUGAGGCUAUGUUCGCCAUGCUGGCUUCCAGUAUGAACAAAGACGGAUUGCUGGUGGCUUACGGGAAUGGCUUCAUCACGCGGGAGUUUCUGAAAAGCUUGAGAAGACCGUUCAGCGAGAUGAUGGAGCCCAAGUUUGAGUUUGCAAUGAAGUUUAAUGCACUGGAGCUGGAUGACAGUGACCUGGCCCUCUUUGUAGCUGCUAUUAUUUGCUGCGGAGACCGUCCUGGACUGGUGAAUGUAACCCACAUUGAGAAUAUGCAGGAGAGUAUUGUACAGGUGCUAAACCUUCACCUCCAAACGAACCACCCUGAUGAUGCCUACCUUUUCCCCAAGCUACUCCAGAAACUGGCCGACCUGCGACAGCUGGUGACUGAACAUGCCCAGCUCGUUCAGGAGAUCAAGAAGACAGAAGACAUGUCCCUGCACCCGCUGCUUCAGGAAAUUUACAGGGAUAUGUACUAACAGUUAGCAACCUCUGUUUGAUACUAAAAUAUUCCUCUCUCCAGCAAUAUUCCUUUUAAGGUGUUUGAUAAAAUAAUAUUGAUAAUAAUACACUGCUCCCCCUUUAUAACGCUGUAGUCAUUAGCCAUAGUUAUGAGAGUGUGCUAUUGGUAUUCCGCCUAAAAAUGAAAAAAGAAAGUGCCCGUGUAGUGGCAUUAUGUGGCAAAUAGGCGCUAUGACCAUACCGACUUAUAACCUGUUCCGCAGUAUGAAAGGUCUUUAUAUAAAUGGGGAGCACUGUAAUACGUUCAAUUAAAGGAGACCAAAGCCAGCAUCCCAAUAUUGUAAUACUGUGCGAUUUAAUACUGUAAUUCACAAUUGUUUUUAUUAAGAUUACAUGGGUAUUUCUAAAAAUUCAACACAAGCAUUGGCGACAUUUCCAAUCUCUCUUAUAUAAGGUAGUUAUAAUAUAAGUCAACUCUUUUGUAACAGAGCACUGCAUUUUGGUAGUUAGCGUUGUCACAUGGGGUCCUAUUCACAUAACUAACUGUUUUUAAGGGUUUUAUUUGAGUGUUUCCUGUUAGAUUAAACAGGACUUUGAAAAAGGAGAACUCACUUCUAAUCUUCUGUGACAGUUGAAAAAUGUUUCAUGAAGUCGAUUUAAUUAAUCAAAAUAGCGAAUAGGGCCCCCAUGACAUACUCCACAGAGAUGCACUGAACGACUGAAUCAGGGUAAUGUUCAGCAGAUCACGUGGCAACACUACAACCAAAUUACAGUGAUCUGCAACUGUUUAUGUAGAAAUUGAUCAUUGUCAAAAACUGAUACUGCUGUAUACAAAGCCUGGAAUAAAUGAAAACGAUGGUGCCACAAAGUCUUUACAAGGUUAGACAAUGGCACUUUUAACUUUGACUUAAUUAAGGCCUUUGUCAUAGCGUACAGAUUCUUCCCCAAAAUGAGCUCCUAAAACUUACAGUGAGCACAUUAAUGCUUGUGAGAACCAAGUUAUUUCACAUACUGUGGAUGUUGAAUGAAGGUUUGGUAACAUAAUAAUUUUUUUUUUUUUUUUUUUUUUGCCAUUUUGUCUCCUUAGUGACAUUCACAUUAAAAAUGGUGUGUGUGUGUGUGUGUGUGUGUUUAUGUAUGUAUGUAUGUGUGUAUAAAUAUAUAUAUAUAUAUAUAUAUAUAUAUAUAUAUAUAUAUAUAUAUAUAUAUAUAUAUAUAUACACCAGUACUUUUCUUUCCCCACACACAAACAAGUUGUUUUAACAAUGUAUGGAAACAUACAAGCAGAAAGGCAUAUAUUUCAGCUCUUACUGGCACACUUGUUUCCUGUACAGUGUGAAUUAGAGUUUACACUCUACACAACUGCAUAGUGUAAAGCAGAAAAUUAUAUAAUUAAGCAUCAGCUUUUGUAAGAAGAUAUAAAAAAAAAAGCUACUACUGAUAAUUCAGCUUUUUUAUUUGUUUUAAAAGCUUUUAAAUGUUACAUAGUACUAACACGUUUUAUUUAAACGUUCUUGGUUGGUUGUACAUACCAAUGUGCUAUAAUUGUAUUGGAUCAUAUUUUUAUACAGAAGCAAAAAAAAAAAAAAAAGUUUUAAAAGUAAUGAAGCUCUGACAGUGCAAUGUAAAUGGUCCUAAUGUGAGAUUCUCAUGGUUUGUUUGGGGACAUUCCUUGCUUACGUAACUUCCAAGCAAAGUUAGGGAAUGCAGACCCAGCUGUUAUUUGUGGAGUGGUGUGUGUGCAUGAUGUGCUUUUAGUGUGUCUUCUAAACAGUUGUAUCAUAUUUAAAGUAGAUGUACAGAAACCGGCGUGGUUCUAUUUUUUCAGACAGAUGCCAGAAUCUUUCAGAAUUUGUGUUAUUAUAGUUUCAAACACAGUGACUCUAACAAAGAAGCAGAACACAGAUAUCAUUCUAUGAUAAGGGUGUGAAACAUUUACAGUCUCUUCUCUUUUUUCAUUUUUAUAAAGGAUUAUUAAUGCUUUUUGAUGAUAUAUGAAGUUCAAAAACAAAGACGAGACAUUUUUAGUACCAUACAAAUUUCAAUCUGUAAGCCAAACAAAUUAGUUCUCUGAAAUAUGUAUGGUUCUGCUAUAAAACUGGAAACCAUGGAAAAUCCUAACGUGUCAGUAGGUGUCCCAUUUUUAAAGUAUAUUUCAAACAUGCAGUAAGACAGUUGUUGACAGAUAUUUCAACAAGAAUUCUGUGUCAAUGUCUCCUCAUGUUAAAUGUUAAGGCAAUGCUAGAAGCCAGAUUGUGUUCGACUGUAGUCUGCCAAGGCUCAUGCAUGCAUACAUGCACCACUUCUCAGAGACUAGCUUGGUCUCCAUUUAACUUUUAUCUCAGGUAGAGGAGCAAGCAGCAGAACUGGGUAGACACCUUCAACUAUGAUCUACAAUUUUCCAUAGCAUUACAGAUUCACCCAACAACAGGCGUAAACAAGAAGUGAUGUUUUUUUAAAUAUGUGGUUAAUUUAGAGUGCUGUCAAUUAAUUCAAAUCCAUUUUUAAGAAGCACUUUGUGUUGAUGGAACAAUAUGCAUAUAAUUUGUGUUUUGCUGCAUAUUUUACCUGUUAACCAUUUAGUGCCUGUUUGUACACAGUUGUGUACAUUCUUUCUUGUAUUGUUUCCUGUCAAUGAUCACUGUUAUCUAUUUUGAGGCUUGCUGUGCACAGAGUCUCACUAGAUUGCAGCAAGUUUCAGGCCAUCUGUACCUGUCAAAUAAGCCAGCUGUUGUUUUCGCAAUCAGAAACACUGAAUUCAAGCAAGUUACUUGUCUCUAAAGGCCUCUCAAGUCCCUGCAUGCAUGUACCAUGUUAAGUUUCCUAUCUAUAUAUCUAUUUUAUAAUGCAUGGGUGUGUGUUCAAAGUUUUGGCAGGGCAAUGUCUCGAACCCCAUAGAGUAUCAAAUAAAUGAAUACAAUUUCUAAAAAUGACAAUAAAACAAUUUUGACCGAAGAUAUAUAUAAGAUUAGUGUCCCAUUGCAGUCUUUAAAACUAAAUAUCUGGAAAACCAAAUACCAAUUGAAAACAAUGCUUGUCUACAGUUCUUUUCUGUAGAACCUUGACAACUUUUCUUGUCAUUGUCAAUUAUUUUAAAAAAACAAAAUAAUUAUAGUAAAUUGGGAACCCCAAGGUUCCCAAUUUGGGUGGGUGUGGUACCAGAAACACCCACUGACCUACAGUUUUCCGGAGCUGUUGUCUGUAGUUGAUGUGGUAAAGGGGAACAUAAUUGAACAUCUUAAAUUGGAGAGAAAACAUGUCAAAUAAUAGUACACUUUAUAGCUGACUGUGCCCCAACAAAGGACGCCUUUAGAUAAAUCCUUUGAAAAAGUAUUAAUGUGAAAAUUAUGCAAAUCGAAUUUAAUAAUAAUAAUUUUACCUAGGAUGCCUACCUGAUGUUAAAGGGGUUAAUCAUGAAAAUUCUGUGAACUAAUAAUUAUUUUUUAUUCAUUCAUAGCAUGCACUUCCAAUUAAUAUUGUUCCUAUACCCAACUGUCUACCUUUGUGUACUUCAUCUUUUUUCUAAUCGGUAUAACAAAAGUCCCUUAUCGGGAGCUGUUAAUCUUUUUCUUUUAGAACUGUGUUCACUGUGACUUUGGUGCAGCCCAUUUUUGUUGCCACAAACCAGUGGGUCAGUUGAAACAUUCUGCUUCAAUUGGCUUAACUGGGGUUUAAACCUGAAAACAAAUUUCAAGAAAGACCACCUCAUUGCCUAAUUUUAAACAAACACCAGCUCCAUGUUUUGCUCGAUACUCUAGUAAGCUUUUAAUUAGUAUUAAAAUAAUUUACUACAGUAGACUUCUUUUCGGCCCAUCAAAAGUUGCACAGCAACCUACAGUGAGACUUAGUGAGGUGCAAAAUGAUUGUAGUGUAUUUAGUUUUAUUUUUGUUAACCUAAACAGAGUAACCUGUUCUGUUAAAAAACAAUUGUGUGGGUACAUUUCUGUGUAUUUAGGUAUUCUGAUUUUAUAUCAGCUGUCAUGUGGCCUUUGUUGAAUUCUUCCCUGCUGAUGGAAACGGUUGCAGUUUGAAUAGCUACAGAUCAAGUUGAUGGGCUUGAUUCCAUUACAUCAUUGUGGCAAAAAAAAGUAGGCUAACCCGAGAUAAAGUGAUAAGGUCUAGAAAACAAAAUGAACAAUAACACAACAGCAAGUGACUUCUGAGCAUGUUGUGCUAGUGAGGGGCUGAUCAGAGUCGUGGUUAUUAUGAUCUGCCGACAUGUUAUGAAACAGUCAUUCAAUUCCACAUGACAGUUCUAUUUAAAAAAGCAGAGCUUUUUAAUCUUUUUAUUCAUAGUUGCCUUUCAUACCCACAGACUGAUGCUUUUACAUGUAGAGAUACAGUACAAACACAUUUAGCAGUCUCGGGGGUUCUAUAUUGCCCUUGAUAAUUCACUACAUUGGUUAAUGCACUGUUAGGCCAUGCUGACAGUUUAAUAUAUUUUGUACUGUAAAAGGGUCUGCACUAAUUCACUGUUUUCAAUAUUUCACAGGGGAAGUCAGAUAGCAAAAUAAAGAGGGAGUGCUGCAUAUGAUUGGUAACCUGAGAUGGUGAUGAGUCUUUUUCUAAAAUAUAUAUAUAUAUAUUGUAUAUCUUCUUUUUUUUUUUUUUUAAAGCGACAAGGGAAACUAAAUAUAAUGUUGUGUAUCAGGGAAUAAUUGUUCUUCCUUAUUUUGUACAAGCUCAGGACACAUUUUGGUACUGUUGACAGGACUUUGUUGACGGCUAAUAAUUCAACAGACCAGGGACCUAUAGUCCCUUUGAAUUUGUGUUGAAUACUUGCACUUUAUUGAAAGUUUUUCUUUUCUUCAAAUAUAUUAUAUGUGGCUGCAGUAAUAGGAAUGAUCCCUGAUGUAUGAAAAUAAAUUCACUUUUUUUUUUUUUUUUCUCAGCUUUAGUCAGUUGCGUCUAACAUAAGGGAUUGGCUGACACAGGUCUAUUACAGAUGCUUUGUGUAAUUGCAUUGGUGAGUUGGAAAUAAUACUGUAACUGUAUGAUGAUUUAUCUAUAUUCAAUUAAACACCAUAUAUGAUUUGACUUUUAUGGUUUAAAAAAAACAAAAACAAUAAAUGUCUUUUUUUCCCAAGCA
Messenger RNA from Acipenser ruthenus (sterlet), 6759 nucleotides. RefSeq names its product peroxisome proliferator-activated receptor alpha. Gene Ontology annotation, molecular function: zinc ion binding; RNA polymerase II cis-regulatory region sequence-specific DNA binding; nuclear receptor activity. The coding region runs from base 287 to 1687 and encodes 466 amino acids. The record is from RefSeq and is a predicted model, not a curated record. Gene Ontology annotation, cellular component: nucleus. NCBI's taxonomy places the organism in Eukaryota, Metazoa, Chordata, Actinopteri, Acipenseriformes, Acipenseridae. The transcript is spliced from 7 exons. Gene Ontology annotation, biological process: positive regulation of transcription by RNA polymerase II; regulation of lipid metabolic process; negative regulation of inflammatory response.